AAAAAAAUGAAGAUGGGGAGACAGUUAUUGUUGAAAAAGACCAUUUUAUGGAUGACUUUUUCCAGCAGGUUGAAGAACUUAGAAAUAAUAUAGCAAAAAUAGCACAGAACGUGGAAGAAGUGAAGAAGCAGCACAGCAUUAUCCUGUCAGCACCAAAUCCUGAAGGAAGAACAAAGGAAGAACUCGAAGAAUUAAAUGAAGAAAUAAAGAAGACUGCUAAUAAAAUCCGAGCCAAGUUAAAGACUAUUGAACAAAGUUUUGAUCAGGGCGAGAAUGCUAAUCGGACAUCAGUGGACCUCAGGAUACGGUAAACACAGCACUCGGUAUUAGCUCGCAAGUUUGUGGAGGUCAUGACAGAAUAUAACGAGACUCAAAUUCUUUUUCGAGAACGCAGCAAAGGUCGGAUACAGAGACAAUUAGAAAUAACUGGAAAGACCACCACUGAUGAGGAACUGGAAGAAAUGUUAGAGAGUGGUAAUCCUUCAAUUUUUACUUCUGAUAUUAUAUCAGACUCUCAAAUUACUAGACAAGCUCUGAAUGAAAUUGAGUCACGACACAAGGAUAUUAUGAAACUGGAAUCUAGCAUACGAGAACUACACGAAAUGUUUAUGGACAUGGCUAUGUUUGUUGAGACUCAGGGUGAAAUGAUCAACAACAUAGAAAAGAAUGUGAUGAAUGCAUCAGAUUACGUGGAGCAUGCUAAAGAAGAGACAAAAAAGGCAGUUAAAUAUCAAAGCAAAGCACGAAGGAAAAUAUGGAUAAUUAUCAUUGUGUCAUUGGUGUUGAUUGCCAUAAUUGGUCUAAUUAUUGGUUUGUCUGUUGGUGUUCGGUGAUGCUUGGAUAACUUCAGCAUGCAUGCCUUCCUGCCACUGUGGCAAAAGUGAUGUUCAUAAUUAUAUGUGUAACUGUCUUGCUUCUGAUACUUGGGAUUAUCCUAGCAACAACACUAUCAUAACAAGCACAUUCCAAGAGUCAUGAACCUUCAGAAACUCAAAAAAUCAUCUUCAGUAAAACCAAACAUUUUUCGUAAAAGAUGCCUUACACUGUUGCAUGAUAGUGACCUAUCACUAAUGGUUAAAAUGAAAAGAAAAUCACUCUUGAUGUUUGCUCAUAAUUGAAGAUCAAAAUGUAUGAGGAUACGUAUGGAUUUUCAUUAUAAAAUAUAAGUUUGUAAGACUGAAACUUGUUCUUAAUUGUUUUGAACUAAAGUAAUUUAAUUUUUUUUUAUCUCAGUGUUAUCAGCAGUUUAGGGAGUUGAGAGACAAUACACUGAACUUUGACUGUUUGGCUUUUUUCCCCUCUAUUGCUAAUAUCAUUCUAAUUAAGAAUUUUAGUACCGUAUCAGUGCUGCUUUUGUUAGCACUCUUGUGAACAUUUUUAUAAGAGAUGCAGUUAUGUCCUUAAAUAUAAUAAAUAUUCAGUCACCUUAACCUAAAAAUUCUUUUUGCAACAAGUGCUAAAAUAUUUUUAUCCUAAAAAGACUAGUUAGUUAGUUAACUAUCUGCCUAUUGCAUUACUCUUUUUAAAGCUUUUUUUUAAACUUCCAAAAUUUUUUUUCAACAUGACUAGGGUUAACUGCUUUAAAUAUUUCUUUGCCUGUAUAAUCAAAAAGAUAGUUGUGAUGCUUUUUGGUUUAAAAAAAAAAAAAAAAAGCAAUAAUGAAGCACACAGAAUUUGAACUUUAGCAGGUAAUUUUACAAAUAAUCCCUUUUGUGUAAAUGGAACCGAUGGAUCCAUUUAGCCUUACUGCUCGUAUGAAUGACAGAAAUCACACUUUUUCCUAUACAAAGCCAAAUCAAGAUUUCAUUUUCAGAAGGCUGCUUAUGUUAGUGUGUGAAUAUAGCACAUAGGGACAAAUAAACCCCCUCAGAAAACUCCCAAACAUAAUGCAAACUAAGACACUGAUUUGUUAUGAAACUUAUGAAUUAUAUAACAUAUAUGAAGUGUUUUAGUGUAUACAUCUGUUGUGAUGAUAGCUUGCAAAGCUUCGAAGACUUCAAAUGUAACCAAAUAACUACAGUUAAUGUUAUAGGUUAUUUUUGUAUUUUAUCUUCUGUAUAAAAUAUUUGUAACUUGAAUUUUUGAUUUCUCAUUAUUGUUCAAGGAUAUCCAUGUAGAUAUGUAGAUAUAUUGACAAUGUAAGAGAAAUAGAGAAAGUAUAAUAGAUGCCUGUAUGAACAGUCUACAACUACACUUGUCAAUGUUUCCAGAUACUAUUUCAACUAUAGAUAAUGUUAACUGCAAUAAUUCUGUUAUAAAUGGUUAGAAUACUUAAACAUAUGUUUUGUUGCAAGUGUCUGAGAUCAGAAUUACUCACUAAAAUAUAAUGCAGUCCGUUUGAUUUUCUUCAUGAAGUUCAGUAAGGUUUACAAUGUGUAUUGUACGUAUGAAUACUCCUGCUUUUGCUGCCCAAAUAUACUGUGAAUAUACUGGAUCUAUUGAGAUGUCAAAUACGUAGACAAGCUUAUUAUUUGUCUUUUUCAAGCCAGCAAGAAGUCUCUUGAAAACCGUGAGCUUCUAUAAUGAACAGAUUUCUUUACCUCUAAGUCCAGAACACUCACCAAUGGUUGUGAGUAGGUUUACAUACAAAGUAAGGAGAGAUUGUUUGACUUAACUCAUUCUAAGCAAAAUAUAUUUUAUUCUAUAGUUUUCUAGAUUUUUAUCAAUAGAUAUUAUUUAUAGAUAUACACAAAUAAGCUCAAAGAAAAAAAUCGGUUUUGCUGUCUAAUUGCUGGUUAUCUAAAAUGGCCCCCAAAAUCCAGUCAUGUUGAAUUUUCUGCUUAUAAUGCAAGAGUUUGCCCAGCUAGACCAGAAAUUUGAAUAGGCCACUUGAUACUUUUUUUACUUGUUAUAUAGCUGCCUCAGAAUUUGUUUUUUCACAUAGACCUCUCUUCUUGUUGCCGGGUUUUUUUCCCCCCCGUUAAUUUUGGAGGGAGGAAAUCUCUAACCUAUGCAUUAAUAAAUUUAUCUAAGUAAGUGUCUUGUGACUUUUUAUAUGUAUGAUAUUAUUGUGAUGUGUGUUAAUAUUUCCAGUAAAUGUUUAAAUAAGGCUAGUAUGUUUUAAUAACGCUGGUAUGUUUUUGUAAACAAAUGUCCAACAAUUGAUAUCUGGGCCUUAGAAUAGAAGUUUUAAUAGUGUGUUUCCUGAAACUCUUAAUCAAAGAAAGUGUAGAAAUUAACAAAUCAGGUGUAGAGAUGAUACUAAGUUAAUGGGAUUUACUCAUGUAAAGUUAGUUCCCAUAGAAUUUUACUUCAGCAUUAAAAUGAAAAAUUGAAAAAUAUGGGAGUUAUUUAUUGGAAUAAAGCUAUUCAUGUAUUCUCA
Struthio camelus australis is the source of this 3322-nucleotide messenger RNA. Lineage: Eukaryota; Metazoa; Chordata; Aves; Struthioniformes; Struthionidae. The record is from RefSeq and is a predicted model, not a curated record.